Molecule: messenger RNA, 4026 nt
Organism: Dicentrarchus labrax (European seabass)
Lineage: Eukaryota; Metazoa; Chordata; Actinopteri; Moronidae
Gene: camk1a
Product: calcium/calmodulin-dependent protein kinase Ia
Exons: 12
Coding region: 320-1507 (395 amino acids)
Biological process (GO): peptidyl-serine phosphorylation
Cellular component (GO): intracellular anatomical structure
Molecular function (GO): ATP binding; calcium/calmodulin-dependent protein kinase activity; calmodulin binding
Source: RefSeq, a predicted model, not a curated record
AAAAAAGGGCAACUGCGCCUCGAGAAGCUCGCAGAAAAUAACAAGCAGAUGCACACAAAAUCUGUUCACAUGUAACAGACGGUGGCUCGACUAUCAUAAGGUGAAUCGCAGAUCACGUUGUUAAGAGAACAGUGAGUGAUUUUAUGCUGCACUACGUCCACAGACGUCUGGUUUUCUUGACGUCAGGAGAAGUCUGAGCGGACCCAGCGCUGCGCACAAGCAGCACAGCAACCACAUCGCUCCCAGAGGGAAGGAGAACACAUCACAGCUACAUAUCGCCAUUUAGCUGUAGUGUGGCGAAUCCGAUCAGCGUUGUAGGAUGCCUCUUGGAGAGGAUGGAAAUGGAUGGAAAAAGAAGACAUCAGACAUCAAAGAACAUUAUGACUUCAAAGAAGUGCUGGGAACGGGAGCUUUCUCAGAGGUGGUUCUAGCAGAGGAGAAGAGGACCCAGAGGUUGGUGGCCAUCAAGUGCAUCCCCAAGAAAGCGUUGGAAGGCAAAGAGAACAACAUUGAAAAUGAGAUUGCAGUACUACACAGAAUCAAGCACCCCAACAUUGUUUCACUGGAGGACAUCUUUGAAAGUACAUCCCAUCUAUAUCUUGUCAUGCAGCUGGUAUCUGGAGGUGAGUUGUUUGACAGGAUUGUGGAGAAAGGUUUCUACACAGAGAGAGAUGCCAGCCAGCUCAUCCACCAGAUCUUGGAUGCAGUCAAAUAUCUCCAUGACAUGGGGAUCGUCCACAGAGACUUGAAGCCAGAGAAUCUGCUGUAUUACAGCAUGGACGAAGACUCCAAAAUUAUGAUCAGUGACUUUGGACUGUCAAAGAUUGAGGGAGCGGGCAGUGUCAUGUCCACAGCCUGUGGUACUCCUGGAUAUGUGGCUCCAGAGGUACUUGCUCAGAAGCCGUACAGCAAAGCAGUGGACUGCUGGUCCAUAGGAGUUAUUUCUUACAUUCUGUUAUGUGGAUAUCCUCCGUUUUAUGAUGAAAAUGAUGCCAAGUUAUUUGAGCAGAUUCUGAAAGCAGAGUAUGAAUUUGACUCUCCAUACUGGGAUGACAUCUCAGACUCAGCCAAAGACUUCAUCUGUCACUUGAUGGAGAAAGAGCCUUUGAAGAGGUACACAUGUGAGCAGGCCCUCCAGCAUCCAUGGAUCUGUGGAGACACAGCUCUGGACAAGAAUAUCCAUGAAUCUGUCAGCGCUCAAAUCAAGAAGAACUUUGCCAAAAGUAAAUGGAAGCAAGCAUUUAAUGCCACAGCGGUAGUGCGCCACAUGCGGAAGUUGCAGCUGGGCACUAGUCUUGAGGGACCCAGUCAGAUUACUCCCACCAGUCCCUGCCAUGGACAUCUGCUCCCAGAGGAAGAGGAGGAGGAGGAGGAUGAUUUGGGCAAUGGGGAGGAGGAGAGCCUGUCCCACUACGAGGACGGCCGUCGUGGAAGCAACGAGGGCAGCACAGAUCGGGACAGCCUGAGAAGCUGCACCUACUGCUGCAGGCCAGCCAGUCGCGUCUGAGCACAACCUCCCGUUGUCAUGGUGACAUUGUAUCCCUGGAGCGCCCAGAGCCCGCCCGCCCAGUCUGGCCAGGAAUGCAGAGUAGUUAUCAGGCAGUGUCCACCAGAGUACAUCCACAGCGAGCAGGUCACUGUAACAGUGUGGAGAAACAUACUGUAAGUCAUUGUCCCAAAAAAAUUCAAAACAUCCUGACUCAAGAUACACACCUUUUUAACUUUGUUGCAGAACAGAAUGCAAGGCUGCUCCGAGUCACAGUGAUUUAAAGAAAGGGCCUGUUUGCAUGAAUAUCCUAAAAUAAAACCCCCUAAGAUGUAGUUGUUGUUUGUGCCGCUAUAGCAGACACUGGUCAUUUGGAAGUGUGUACAUCAGUGGUUCUGGAUGUUAGUUUCAAGAAGGAUCCAAGCUUCUGGAGUCUCAAUCAAAGACAAGGCAGUGGCCAAAAGGCAGUCUUCUCCAUUAUUUUUGUCCUCACAUUAUCUGUCACAUCUACCUCUAACCGCAAUUACUGUCUGUCUACAUCCAUCUGGCUCACACACUCUACAUUACUGGCAGCUUUCUCCAAAAGUCUGGCCAGACAGGGCACAACAAAAGGGAAACGCUUUCUCGAGGGAAACAGUGCUGAGCGCUACUCCUGCAUGCAUUUAUACUCUUUACCCAUCAAUGUGACUCAGUCCAGUCACUGACCAAGUAGCUGUUUAGUUGAAUAGAUCUCAAGGCAUGUCUUCACUGCCGAUGCCACCUGCCCAUUUGUUCUGUUCAAUCACCCUUUUUUCUCAUGUUAAGUGUUUCUGUCCUUUUUUAGGUAUUUACUACUUUUGUUGAAAGCUUUUUUGGAAAGUGGAGUGUGAUUCUGGGGGUUAUGGACUCUAUAUUCUGGCUCAGACUGGGUUUGUGAAGAGUGGUUCUGACUUGGAGUGUCUGCAUGCUUCUGUUGGGGAAAACAUCAAACUGUAUGAAUAUCAAAAGGAGACUUUUUUGUUUUGUUUUAUGGCUGUUCUGUUAUUAGAGGCUCAAACUGAGAUCCCCGUAAGUCCGUAUAUCACAGGAAUCUGACCUCCUGCCAUCAUGUUAGGAGGAGUUAUUUUGAAGGUGUUGAGAAUCCUCUGUGCGUGGGAAGAAAACGAUCAGGUUCAUAUCGCGCUCAUCCUCCCCAUUCUGUUCCUGGCAAGCAUCUAAAUAUCCGCCUGCUGUCAGUCUCUGGGUCUUAUGUUGAGUCGGAGGGAUCUCAGUCUGGGCGCUCCGCCUGCUCUGUGCUGUGCACCUCUAGUGGAAGAAGUUUUGGUCUACUGUUUGCAUGACCUGGUUAAAUAUGUUUACAUGAAUGAUGAUCAAUUAGUAUAAACACACAUGAUUAUUAUUACUCUGUUGUAUUGAAAAAAUGAUGUAAUACUGUAAUUUUGAGCUAUAUAAUGUGAAGUGAGUAACACCAGAAGUAAUGUUGUUGACAAAGUACAACACAGCACAGUGGACUUAUCAUUUGCAUUGAGUAUGAUGGUCAAGUCUCUACCUGAGUGGCAUUUCUCCUGUACUAUGAUUAUUUACAACUCAAAUAUAAUUUUUUUCAGUCUGUUUUCUUGCCGUUGCUUAUGUAAAAUCUCUUAAGCUAUCUAUCCCUGUCAAAGCAGAAGAAAUACACAUAUCUUAAUUUAACACAGGUGCCAGCCACAGUACAAAAGAUUUUAAAAAAUAACGGGGCUUUAAACAUCACCUAUCUGUCGUGGGAGAAGCCCGAGCUCUACAUUUGUCCUCCUGAUGAACUACAGUACUAAAGCCAUACAGUGAAGUGGGGAUGUUUUACUGUAGAUUCAGAUAUGUUGUUAUCCUAUAAAUAUACAGCUCAGAUAAAGGAUGGCGAUGUUUUUGGCAAGAGAUUUAACAUAGAAAAGAAAAAUGAGACAAAAUCAUCCCUCUGACAACUGGCUGAAAACACUUUAAUCCUGAUAUUAAUCAUACCAUACCAUUAUUGAUUUAAGGUAUGUCAUGACAUAAUGCCGUAUCAUUAUUAGUUAGCUGUAGAGAUAGCCAACCAACCCAUUAAAAAAAUGUGUUGCCCAUAUAAAACCGGUUCCUUCGAUCUGUCAUUGAUACUUUCAGGUCCAUAGUACAGUAAAGGCUCUGGAUUUACAUGACUGUAAUUGUGGAAAAUAUGCAAACUGUGUGUGAAGGGCUUCAUGUUAACUGUAAGAUAGCCAAUGUUGAUGACUUUGAUAACCUGGCUAUUAUUUGUUUAGUAAUGACCUUAUGUUGAACCUUACCUGGGAUUUGUUUCCACUUGGCUGUGUUUUUUUAAAGCUUAUUUUACCCAUUACAAACACAUCUAAAUGCAUAAAGAAACACGUGUAUAUUAUAUAUAUAAAUAUAAGUAUAUAUUGUAUAUCCUUUUUUGUAAAAGCUGUUUUGAGCUACAAAUGUAUGGAUGCAAUGCAUCAUGGGUUAUUGAACAAGAUGUAAGAAAAUACAAUGAUUUGUACCCACAGAGCUAUGAUUGCAAGAAAUGAAAUAAAACUUCCUUGUCUAUG